Molecule: messenger RNA, 303 nt
Organism: Micromonas pusilla CCMP1545
Lineage: Eukaryota; Viridiplantae; Chlorophyta; Mamiellophyceae; Mamiellales; Mamiellaceae
Exons: 1
Coding region: 1-303 (100 amino acids)
Source: RefSeq, a predicted model, not a curated record
AUGCCGUGCGAUCCCUUCGGCGGACUCUCGAUCAGCGGAGCGAACGCGUCGUCGCUCGCGUCCGCGCCGAAGCGCGCGCCCGGACCGAAGAUGCACGCGGGCGAGAGACUCUCCAUGUGCGGGCAGUUCACGAUCAACUCCCGCGGCGAGUGGAGAGAAAUCCCGAGAGAGCAGCAGGUUCCGACGCAGCGCGCGUUCGACGCGACCGCGCCGGACGAGCGAAGAGGGGGGAAGACGAGAGCGGCGGCGACGUCCCGGCUCCCGAAGGGGGCGGCGACGCACCCGAAGCGGUUCAGCGCGUGA